AUUAGCUUAGACGAGGAUCAGCUGUUGCUCAGUUUGAACACCCCACGCUGCCUCUCUGGGUACAUUUGAAGACUUGAAGCGACAAUACAAUUCCCACUCCACGCUGGGUGCUCCGCUGGAGGUCUGCAGGGGGAUGGAGCAGAGCGGAGGAGGAGGAGUGGGGAUGGAGAGCCCCAGGCGUCAGGACAGUGCCAGUCCCGAGGAGAGGGGGGCGAAGGGGGAGAGCCCGGCCUCCAGCGGCCCCCCUCAGUGCAAGAUGAGCCGCGUGGAGGUGAACGGCAGCCCGGCGAACCCCACGAUCCGACAGAACGGCAGCACGCCGCUGAGGCCGCUAGGAGGUUUGAUGAUCCCGGUGUUCUGCGUGGUGGAGCAUGCGGAGUCAGCCGGUGACUGCGAGGGCCGCGGGGACCAUCACGCCGAYUUCGUGUUGGUCCGUAAAGACGUCCUCUUCACGCAGCUGGUGGAGACGGCACUCGUGGCCCUCGGGUACUCCCACAGCUCUGCGGUUCAGGCACGUGGCAUUAUUAAAGUGGGAAGAUGGAAGCCGAUGCCCAUCCACUACCUGACAGAUGCUCCAGAGGCAACUGUGGCCGACAUGCUGCUGGAUGUUUACCACAUGGUCACACUGAGGAUCCUGCUGCACAGUUUUUCCCGCCUGGAGGAGCUGCCGUCUGAUCAGUGGAGCCAUGCCACGGUGAGAAACGCCCUCAAAGAGCUUCUCAGAGAAACCAACCAGAGUGCUUUGGCCAAGGAGUGUCCUCUGUCUCAGAGUAUGAUCUCAGCCAUAGUGAACAGUUCCUACUACGCCAACGUUUCCACCUCCAAAUGCCACGAGUUUGGGCGCUGGUACAAGCGCUACAAACGCAUCAAAGGUGAAUAUGCAGAAAAGAUCUGGUCGUCUCUGGACAAGUCUGAUAUUAAAGUGGAGAGGGAUUUGGACCUGAGCCUCCUCAACCAUCGCCCUCCAUCUCUCCUGCCCUCUUCCAACCAUUUAGGCCCCUUGGGCGGUCCUGGAUCCCUUCCAAUCAAGAGCAGCCUGGAGGAUGCUCAGACCCCCGCACAGCCUCACGGUCUUCCUCAUCCUGCWGGCCAGAACCACCCGAGACCCCCGCUGCGUCCUCAGGCUCCCACCCUCUUGGGCCACGGCGGCUUGUUGCCCCCCCAGCUCUCCCCGCAGCUGGUACGUCAGCAGCUCGCCAUGGCCCACCUCAUCAAUCAGCAGCUGGCGGUCAGCCGCCUGCUCGCCCACCAGCACCCACCGGGAGUCAACCAGCAGUUCCUCAAUCACCCCCCCAUCUCGCGGACCUGUAAGGUUUCCGGGGCCGCUACGGACCCCAGCCUCAGCUGCUCAGGAGCCGAAGUCUCCGCUGACAUUUACCAGCAGGUCAGGAACGAGCUGAAGCGGGCCAGCGUUUCGCAGGCCGUGUUCGCUCGGGUGGCUUUCAACCGCACACAGGUAACGUUGUGUUUCCUGCAGGGCUUGUUGUCUGAGAUCCUGCGGAAGGAGGAGGAUCCUCGCUCGGCCUCUCAGUCGCUGCUCGUCAACCUGAAGGCCAUGCAGAACUUCCUGAACCUGCCGGAGGCCGAGCGGGAUCGCAUCUACCAGGAGGAGCGGGAGCGCAGCACCAGCACCAACCACACCCACACCCACACCCCCAUCACCAGCCCCAUCAGCACGCAGAGACACACACAGACCAAGUGCAGCGUUUCUGGUCCGGAGCUGCAGCUGAAGCUGGAAUCGUUGGCUAGCAUCACAUCGGGGAUCUACGAGGAGAUCCAGCAGGAGAUGAAGAGGGCGAAGGUCUCUCAGGCUCUGUUUGCUAAAGUGGCUGCUAAUAAAAGUCAGGGUUGGCUAUGUGAGCUGCUCAGGUGGAAGGAGAGCCCAAGCCCUGAAAACCGCACCCUGUGGGAGAACCUGUGCACCAUCCGAAGGUUCCUGGCCUUACCGCAGGCCGACAGAGACCAGGUCUACGAGGAGGAGUCCAGGCAGCAGCACAACGAACGGCUCCACACGGUCCUGCACAUCCCAGAGCCACAGCCCCUCCACAGACCACCCCUCCCCGCUCUAACGGCUCCAUCACCCUUACAUGAAGACCCACAGCCGAUUGCGCUGCUGCCGGUUCUGCAGAGCUCAGAGGACGGGUUGCAGCGCGGUUUGAGUCCAGGCCUCGGAGGUGGGGGGACAAAGAAGGCUAGGUCGCGGACAAAGAUUUCCUUAGAGGCUUUGGGGAUCCUGCAGAGCUUCAUCGGAGACGUGGGACUCUAUCCGGACCAGGAGGCCAUCCACACCCUGUCAGCCCAGCUGGACCUGCCCAAACACACCAUUGUCAAGUUCUUCCAGAACCAGCGCUACAACGUCAAGCACCACAGUCAGUCCAGAGAGUCCGUCCCCGACGAGGACGACGGCGAGAGCUCGAGUCCCAGCGAAGAGGGGGUCUGCACGGUCCAAAGCAGGGCGGAGGAGGGUCUCUCCGCAUCCGAGGAGUCCAGCGAGGACGGCAGAGGCUCAGUGGAGGUCUUCAGAACACAAAGAGAGGAACAAGAAGAAGAAGAGGUGGAGAUGGAGGUAGAGAAGGAAGAAGGGGAUGAUGGGAAAACCUCAGGGCCCGCCACUUCCUCUCUGUCCCCGUACAGCAGCGUGGACAGUCCCCACUCAGCCGAGCAGCAGAGAUAACAGCCGACGAAGUGGAGAGGGGGUUUAGAUCAAACAUCAAACUGUGACGAAGAACCACACUUUUUUUUGUCUGCACCACUUCACCAGAGCUGCUGACCAGAGCUCCCUAAUAUCUGAACAACUGUGGACAAAUAUUUAUAUCUGAACCUGAAGGUAGUUUAACUACCUGCUCAUGUGGCCCGCAGAAGUGUUGGGUUUCUCAACAAGGCCCAAUUAAAAUUAAUAAUAAAAAAUAUUUUUAGCUUUAUUCCUGUGAAGUUGUGGCUGAGUUGAGAAGCAAAACCUAAAUGCUACACUCUUUAUAAAAUGCAGUAAUUCUGUUUAAAAAAAAGUUGCUCCAUAUUUUUUGUAAAUUAUUUCUCCAAACUCAUAAACAUUCCUUCUGUUUUAUGUUUUCAACAACUAUAGAAAAUGGUAAAAACUGUUUUCUCCACUAUUAAUGUUUAAACGCAGCGAUGUGAGAAACACAGGUGAAGCGGUGCAUAUAUAUCCUGAUUAUAUGCAUGUUUUCACCAACCAUACAGGAUAAUUAGGACUGGUAAUUAGAAUGAACGACUGCAGAGAGGUGAAAAAGCUCAUCUGCUGUUCUAUUAAGAAUAAAUGAAUCUGAAACCAAUGAUUCACAUUAAACACAUUUAUCAGUAAAACAUUUUACAGGAAUGCAGCGAAAUAACUCCAGAACCUCUGUCUGAAAUGUAGCCAAUUUUGGAUUAUUUUGUUCAUUUUUUAUAUAUAUAUAUUUAUACUUCAUCAUCUCACUGUCCUUUUGUCUUUUAAAGACGACUGUAUCGAUAAGUCCGUAUAUGAAAACCUGUCACUUAAGCCUUUAUUGAUAAUAAAAGUUUCUCACAAUC
Austrofundulus limnaeus is the source of this 3528-nucleotide messenger RNA. Its product is annotated as DNA-binding protein SATB2. Bases 134 to 2674 code for a protein of 846 amino acids. Gene Ontology annotation, molecular function: DNA-binding transcription factor activity, RNA polymerase II-specific; RNA polymerase II cis-regulatory region sequence-specific DNA binding. The transcript has 12 exons. Lineage: Eukaryota; Metazoa; Chordata; Actinopteri; Cyprinodontiformes; Rivulidae. Gene Ontology annotation, biological process: regulation of transcription by RNA polymerase II; chromatin remodeling. The record is from RefSeq and is a predicted model, not a curated record.